Molecule: messenger RNA, 492 nt
Organism: Grus americana (Whooping crane)
Lineage: Eukaryota; Metazoa; Chordata; Aves; Gruiformes; Gruidae
Gene: WDR83OS
Product: WD repeat domain 83 opposite strand
Exons: 4
Coding region: 94-399 (101 amino acids)
Biological process (GO): protein insertion into ER membrane
Cellular component (GO): endoplasmic reticulum membrane
Molecular function (GO): protein folding chaperone
Source: RefSeq, a predicted model, not a curated record
GCCGCGGCCGCGGGAAGGCCAUGGCGGGCCGGGAGCGGAGCUGGAGCCGGCGCCUCUUCCGGUGGCGGCGGCGGAAGCGGGCGGCGGGGCGGCAUGGCGGACCCGCGGCGGCCGGCGCGGGUGGCCAGGUACAAGCCGCCGGCCACCGAGACCAACCCGGCGCUGGAGGACCCCACGCCCGACUACAUGAACCUGCUGGGGAUGGUCUUCAGCAUGUGCGGGCUCAUGCUCAAGCUGAAGUGGUGCGCCUGGAUCGCUGUCUACUGCUCCUUCAUCAGCUUCGCCAACUCCCGCAGCUCCGAGGACACCAAGCAGAUGAUGAGCAGCUUCAUGCUCUCCAUCUCUGCCGUGGUGAUGUCCUACCUGCAGAACCCCCAGCCCAUGUCCCCUCCCUGGUGACGGCCGGUGUCAUUCUCCAGGGAGGGUGCCAGCUGCAGGGAAGGCAACGGGUUGUGUUGGGGCCGGGACAAUAAAGGGGGGUGCUGAGGCAGA